Cuculus canorus (common cuckoo) is the source of this 4512-nucleotide messenger RNA. RefSeq names its product M-phase phosphoprotein 8 (gene MPHOSPH8). The transcript has 14 exons. Lineage: Eukaryota; Metazoa; Chordata; Aves; Cuculiformes; Cuculidae. Gene Ontology annotation, cellular component: nucleus; cytoplasm. Gene Ontology annotation, molecular function: protein binding. The record is from RefSeq and is a predicted model, not a curated record. The coding region runs from base 19 to 2562 and encodes 847 amino acids.
UUUGAAACUCGGCCCAAAAUGGCGGCGGCGGCUGCGGGCGGGAGCGGCGCUGAGGCGGCGGCGGCGGCCAGGCUGGAGGGGGCGGAGGGAGAGGAGGAGACGGCGGCCGCGUCGGAGGAGGAGGGCGAGGGGAAAGGCGAAAAAGGCGGCAGCGAAGCCGGCAAGGCGAAGGCGGCGGGCGGUGAGAGCGAGGAGGACGAGGAGGACGUGUUCGAGGUGGAGAAGAUCCUGGCUGAGAAGAGCGAGGGGGGUAUAAGUCUCUAUAAAGUACGGUGGAAAGGAUACACCUCUGAUGAUGAUACCUGGGAACCAGAGGCUCAUUUGGAAGACUGCAAAGAAGUGCUGCUUGAAUUCAGAAAAAAAAAUGCGGACAAUAAGUCUAGACCUGUUAAAAAAGACAUACAGAAACUGUCUCUAAAUGAUGAUGUAUUUGAAGCAGAAUCUGACAGUGACUGGCAAAGUGAAACAAAAGAUGAUAUUUCACCGAAGAAGAAAAAGAAGAAGUCAAAAGAUGGAGAGGAUAGAAGUCCAGAUGAUCCGAAGAAGAAGAAGUCCAAGUCUGCAAAACUCAAAGAAAAACCCAGAACAGAAUGUGAAAAUUCCUCAGAUGCUUUGGUUUCAGAUUCAAAACCAAAAAAAAGGAGUUCUGAAAGCAGGGAGGAUUCAACGGAUACAAAGAAGCAAAGGAAAGAAGAUACUAAAGAAAUCAAGAAAAAGAAGGGAGAAGUUAAAGAUUUAAAAAUCAAAUCUAAAGAAGAUUCUAAAGAAAAUCAAAAGUCACGGAAGGAGAAGCAUGGAGAUGUUCUGUUUGACUCAGAAUCCAGUACUCCAGAUGAUGUAUUUUCUCAAGGAACUGAUAAUGAAAAUUCAGACUUAAAUUCUGAAAGUAAAGACAAGAAGGAAAAGAUAGUAAGUGGAGAAGAGAGAUUGGAACAAGAAGUUGCUGAAAAAGAUUCUGCUGCUGACAGGCAUCUUGAUGAAUCAGCAGGUAAUGAAGAUGAUAAUAUUGAUAUUAAAAGAAAGAAGAAGAAAGUUCAGAAAGCUGAGGAAUAUAAAGAGGAAGGUAGAAAAGUGGAAACUCCGGAUACCUAUUUAGAGAAGAAGAGCUUGCACAAAAGGCAAAAAGGUCAAGACAAAGUGAAAAUGGUACCAGGAGAGUUGGAGAAGGUGUCACCUACUCAGUCACCAGUGCAGAAGGGUUUGAAACUGAGUGCUGAUGAAAGAGGACGUAAGUCCACCGAUUCGGCUGGGGAGGAGAAAGAAGUAAAGAAAACUGAAACAAAAGAAAAAUCUCAGAAAAGAGAGUCAGAAAAAGAAGAAAAGAGCAGGAAAGAACAAAAGGGCUUAAAAAGCUUUAAAGACAUCAAAAGCCCGUUUGACUUGUUUAAUGUAGCUUUGGAAGAAAAAAGUGAGUCUGAGAAUAACUACAAAAGAGAAGAAUCUUCGCUAGAAUAUAAAUUCAUAGAAGACGUAAAAUCAAAAGACAGCAAGGUGUACAAGGAAAGGAGGAACAUAAGAGAUGAAAGAGACACGUGGACAUGCAUUGCUGCAGAAGAUGGCAAGCAGCAAGUUUUGAGUUUGGGUAUGGACAUGCAGUUAGAAUGGCUGACGCUAGAAGACUUUCAGAAGCAUCUUGAUGGAGAAGAUGAGAAUCAUGUGUCAACAGAACCAAUAUCAAGCUCUCUUCUGAGGGAUGCUGUUAAAAGUGGAGAUUAUAUGACAGUAAAGAUGGCACUUUCUUCAAACAAGGAAUAUGAUCUGGAUGAAGAGGACUCAAGUGGAAUGACGCUGGUAAUGCUUGCUGCUGCUGGUGGGCACGAUGACCUUCUCCGGGUCCUAAUCAGGAAAGGAGCUAAAGUUAAUGGUAGACAGAAAAAUGGAACAACUGCACUGAUACACGCAGCUGAAAAGAACUUUCUAACAACAGUGGCUAUCCUUCUGGAAGCUGGGGCGUAUGUGAACAUGCAGCAGAGCAAUGGUGAAACUGCUCUGAUGAAGGCCUGCAAAAGAGGGAAUUCUGAUAUAGUGCGGCUUAUGAUUGAAAACGGAGCAGACUGUAACAUUUUGUCAAAGCAUCAGAACAGUGCGCUGCAUUUUGCUAAACAGUGUAAUAACGUACUGGUGUUCGAGCAGCUCAAGAGUCAUUUGGAAACGCUCACAAGAGUAGCAGAAGGUACCAUCAGGGAUUAUUUUGAAGCUCGUCUUGUUUUGCUGGAGCCCGUCUUUCCAAUUGCGUGUCAUCGUCUCUGCGAAGGACCGGACUUCUCUUUGGAUUUUAACUAUAAACCCCCACAAAAUGUGCCAGAAGGAUCUGGAAUUCUUCUCUUUGUUUUCCAUGCAAAUUUCUGUGGUAAAGACGUUGUUGCUCGGCUCUGCGGACCAUGCAGCGUACAAGCUGUGGUUUUAAAUGACAAAUUCCAGCUCCCUGUAUUUUUGGAUAGUCACUUUAUUUAUUCCUUCAGCCCUACUGCAGGCCUUAACAAGCUUUUUAUACGGUUGGCAGAAGCUCCUGCUGCCAAGGUGAAGCUGCUGAUCGGCGCCUACCGAGUGCAGCUGCAGUGACCUCACAGCGUGCUGAGCAGACUGAUGCUUUUUUGGAUAAACUUCUGAUUCUUUAGAGACUGACAAAGCAGUUUGGAACUUUUUUUGGCACCACCCUCUUAAGACUGAGUUGCCACCUCGCUGUCACUCACUGGCAAUCCCAUAGGAAUAUGUGUUGGAGAGCAGUUGGAUGCACUGCCCUGGUGGGGACAGGGUUGCCAGUUGUUUUUUUACUUUGUACAGCUCUAGAUGUAAGUAUUUGUGCCAAUACACAUAAUUCUGGUUUUCUUUAGCUCAUGGAGUCCAGACUGCGUAUCUCAGCUUUUCCACAAUGUGGAAUGGUGCACAUAAGAACUAUUUAAGGUAAUAUGUGAAAUGUCUUUUUUGAUAGAAAGAUCUUUUUCAUUUGUAAACUAGAAUUUUCUAUUCCUCUAAUGUUUCUAUGUAAUACACAGAACUGUCGCUCUUGGAGCCGUGGGCAGAAAUUACACUUUGAAGUCACUGCAUUGGAUCUAGCUUUGAAUUGCUGAGGCUGUGUUCCGGCUGUUGUCUCCUGAGGAGAAAGCAGUUAUGCUUAGAGUUUAUUCCCCUUGAACUCACAGUUAGGGCUGGAGGUGUGAACAAAGACACCUGGACGGGAUGGAGGCCCCCAGUCAGAUUCCCAGUGCUGUCAGUGUUUUAACACUGCUUUUGUUUCGAUAGUUCCACAAAGUUCCCAGUUAAGUGGCCCAGCGACCUUGAAAACUUGCUACCUUAAUUGUGCAGGUGCUGCUUUUUGUAAUCAAGAAGAUGGGCAGAGAGAACUUCAGAGUUUCUCAGCUUGACAGAUAAGAACAUAGAUUACCCUUUAAUUUAGUUCCUUGUGUGCAAAGAGCUGCUAUCUUUGUUUUUUUUUAUUUAAAUGACCCAUUUUAUCAGAUGACAGCAGUUCUGAAAGGGUCCUGUGCUAUGGAAUACAAAUGUAAUACUUCUGUAUGAAGUACCGAAUAUUUUCUUUGUAAACUAACCCUGAAAAGGGGAAAAAAAACCAAAAAAACCAAAAAAAACCACAAAACCCAAAAACCCACACAAAAAAAAAAAAGCAAAAGAAAAAAAGCCCUUCCUGCUGGUGCCUUUGCUGUUCCGGUUGCCAGGUGUCGUUUACACACCACGAUGUGCCUCUCUCAUAACUGCUGUGGAUGAAUUCUUAAUGUAUUUUGAGCGCUAACCAUCAAAACAGCAUGGAUGAGUUAAGUAGCGUUUUAAGAACUGUGACUUUUUAACAUCAAAUUCUGUUACCCAGUUUUGAAUUUUUGGUUUUGGAAAGUUUAAAGAACUUCCAUGUGUGAGAGACACCAAGUGAGGAACAAAGCACUAUUUCAGUUUUGUGGAAUGUCACAUUAAGUUCUAGAAGUGACGUACAAGUUGGCUUUAGUGUGGUUGCCUGACUUUUUGCAAACAGUAUUGAUAGGAUGUUUAGCAAGUCUGGGGUUUGGGCAGACUUGGCAGCUGCCCCUCUCUGAAAGGUGUUCAAUACCUCAUUUUGCUACGCGUGAACACCUGAAAUGCAUGAAAGGCCCGAGGUGAGAAUUGGGUUUGGUGAUACCGGCCCUUCAGGCUUCAUGUGGCUGCACUUCUUAGUGUGUAACCUGGAAGCUGAAUUAAGGUGGGAGUCCAAGUGUUUGUGCUUCCUUCUGUUGGAGCAAGUUUCCAGGUACACGAAGAGUCUUUCCCCAGUUACUCCUGCAUUGGACCAGCAGCAGCCCAGGGUGUGUGGUGAGCUCCGAAUAGCACAGCAGCAGUCAGUGUUUGAGAGGUUCACAGUGGGGACAAGAGUUUUUUUGAGCAGAAGGCCAUAUAAUAGAGAUGCUAUUUAGAAACUGUUGUGCAGUCCAACCUCAGUGUCUGGUGAUGGUCCAGGAGCUGGCAUAGCAGUAGUUUUGUCAAAGGCAGCAGGUUUGGGGGGAUUUGGUUUGGAGUUUAGGGGAUUUG